Messenger RNA from Carya illinoinensis, 884 nucleotides. RefSeq lists its product as uncharacterized. NCBI's taxonomy places the organism in Eukaryota, Viridiplantae, Streptophyta, Magnoliopsida, Fagales, Juglandaceae. Bases 128 to 664 code for a protein of 178 amino acids. The record is from RefSeq and is a predicted model, not a curated record. The transcript is spliced from 2 exons.
GAAGAAGUUAUAGAUCUUUAGAAAAGAAGUAUAGAGACGAAUCUCAACUCAGGUUAUACGCCAACUCCUCCAAAGUUAAUUAAAACGCACUACCGCCAGUGGCCCUUAAAAGCCGUCUUUCCGUGCAAUGAAGCACAAGGAGGCAAAGCUGCCAAUGGCUGAUCAGACUGGUGGAGCCGGAAACAACGGGGCAGCAAACAACAAAAAUUUUCGUCUGAAAUACGCCGUUGAUGCCGGAUUCUUAUCCGGUCCACACCCUAACGACACGCCGAACGCCCUUGCCCUCGAUGACGAAGAAUCUGGUAGAGCCCCGAGCUCUGACGACUCAGAGAGCUGCGAAUCGGCUGGUGAGUCGCCGCGACUGGCCAGUCUGGCAGCGAGCUUCCGCGUCUUCUCGGAGUCGCUGUUGAGAAUGGAGCGAGCCCAAUUGGAGAUGGCCAAGGCGAGGGAAGCCUCGCGAUUGGAAUCGGAGAAGCGGCGGAUCGAAUCGGAGGCCGAGCUGACUCGGAUGAUGCUGCAGACUCAGUUGCAGAUGGCCUCAUUUGUCUUGCAGCAGAGUCCGAGUAGGAAGCGGAAGCGCGUCGAAGAAGAUCAGUCGCCAUUAUUUUCUGAAAGGGAAGGAGCACUGCUUUUCAGUUUUAUCCAGUGCAAUCUGCUCUUCUGAGGUCACUUAUGGCCCCAAUUCAUAGGGAAACUAUGUAUUUAUUACUUCUGCCCUUUUUUUUUCUCGAGAAAACAAUAAAAUGAUAUUGAGCAAUGCUGUUCAGUUUUAUCCAGUGCAAUUUGCUCUUCUGAAGUCAGUUAUGGCCCCAAUUCAUGGGGAAACUAUGUAUUUAUCACUUGUUCUUCUCGAAACAAUAAAAUGAUGUUAUUUGUAAGUGUCA